Messenger RNA from Peronospora belbahrii, 1278 nucleotides. NCBI's taxonomy places the organism in Eukaryota, Oomycota, Peronosporomycetes, Peronosporales, Peronosporaceae. The record is from the annotation of a GenBank genome assembly.
AUGCGAGUCCUGUCACCCCCUCUACCCACAGGUUCGUUCUUAUCUCCUACACAUGGCACUGAUAGUCUCGAGAAUUGCUUCAAGAUGACGUCAUCUAUCUCUUCUUCUUCUUCUGCGUCUGCGGACAAGUGUCUAAAACCUCUUGGUACUACUGGUAUUGUGGGUCAUAAACGCAAAAGUCUGAGCUCCACUACCCAGUCAAGUAGUAGCAAUAGUCAUACGACAACACCUGUGUCUAAUAAUAAAAAGAGGACGCGAGUAUCGCUUGUAUAUCCAGGCAAAGUGACACCCUUAGCUGAUACUCGCGAAAAGGAGCUCCAGAGGACGUUUACGGAGCAUGAAGUCUCGGAAGUAUACAAAGCCAUUCGCAAGCAGACAGGAAGUCUAGGAGGUAAUGCAUCAGGUGGAGCCAUAUAUGGAGAGAUUACUCAAGCUUCUUUUCAACGUGUCGUGGAUUAUUUGAAGGAGCAUUGUGGACUUACAAAGACAAGUUACUUUGUGGACGUGGGUUCAGGACUUGGUAAACCGAAUUUCCACGUGUCGGUGGAUCCUGGUGUACAAGUGUCUUAUGGUAUUGAACUUGAGGAGCUACGCUGGCAUUUAUCACUGCACAAUUUGCGCAGUGUGUUGUCGUUGGAUUCACAGCGUAAUAAACCACCUUCGACGGUAUUUACAGUGGGUGAUAUCACUCAUGCACACACAUUUGAACCGUUUUCACACGUUUAUAGUUUUGACGUGGGCUUUCCACCGGAUGUGAUGGAUAAGAUGGCGGAUAUGUUCAAUCGUAGCUCGGCCAAGUACUUGGUCAGCUUCCAUGCACCACGGAAGGUUGUGAACGCGUACGGGUUCUCGGUCGAGAAUAUUGGACGAGUGGCUACAUCAAUGGCAGGAUCAAGCGAGGGACACCAGUGCUACUUUUAUCGGCGUGUAGUGGCAACUAAUGAAGAGAGUGAACCAGAAAGUGAGCAAGUGGUUGCAAAGAUGUCGCCACCCAACAGCGUCGAUUCUACACCGCUGUCUGUGGAUCCUCUCUUUAGCCACGGCAUCGAGCUACUGAAGAGCGGUCGCGAUGGCAUGCUUUUGUGGAUUGACGACUUUUUUGGCGAGGUGAAUGCGGGACGAACACGCAGACAAAAGCGCGAGUUGCGCGAGCGCCCGAUGGACUCUUACUACCCUACGGUUAAGUCAUACGUUAUUGCGACGUCUAGUAGUUCAUCGCAGAAAGGGAAGGAGAAAACGACGAGGUCGACAAAGCGAAAGAUCAAUCUUCGUGUCUAG